Miscanthus lutarioriparius is the source of this 324-nucleotide messenger RNA. The record is from the annotation of a GenBank genome assembly. NCBI's taxonomy places the organism in Eukaryota, Viridiplantae, Streptophyta, Magnoliopsida, Poales, Poaceae.
AUGAGGGCAGACCGGACCAAAUGGCAAAUUACAGUGGCUUACGGUCCGCAGGGUGAUGCUGAGAAGCUACAAUUCCUGCAAGAGAUCAAAGCAAUCCCCAGACCGGCUCACGGGAGGUGGCUAAUUCUUGGUGACUUUAACUUCAUCUACCAGGCGGAGGAUAAGAACAACAUAAACCUGAACCGUCGUCUAAUGGGAGCUUUCAAAGCGGCGAUCGAUAAGAACAACAUAAACCUGAACCGUCGUCUAAUGGGAGCUUUCAAAGCGGCGAUCGAUGAGCUGAACCUUAAAGAGCAACGACUAAAUGGAUGCCGUUUCACCUAG